This is a messenger RNA of Impatiens glandulifera, 666 nucleotides long. Its product is annotated as probable membrane-associated kinase regulator 6. The coding region runs from base 1 to 666 and encodes 221 amino acids. NCBI's taxonomy places the organism in Eukaryota, Viridiplantae, Streptophyta, Magnoliopsida, Ericales, Balsaminaceae. The record is from RefSeq and is a predicted model, not a curated record. The transcript has 2 exons.
AUGGAAGCUUCACAACUUCUUUCAAUAGAGAGCUUUUCCAGCAGUUGGCUAGCAAAUCAAGCAUCUUUCUUUGAUGGGUUUGGUUCAUCAAGAACAUCUAUUGAUAAUUCAGAUCAAAUUCAAGUAUUUGGAAGGUUACUAUCUCAAAAAUCCUUGGAAGAGGCCCGUAAUUUCAACUUCGACAUUCCUUCUCCUAAAUCAUCACUUGUUCUUGUUCAUGCUGAUGAAAUCUUUUGUGAUGGCCAAAUACUUCCAUUAUAUGGUCAUGAGAAUUCUAUUCUAGAAGAACCUAAACCGGCACCUUCGAUAUUGUUACACAAAGUGAAUCAAUCAUGGAGAAAAAGAUCGAAGAGAUUGUUGCAAAAAUGUUUUUGGUUUGUUCGGCCCUUGUGUAGAAAAGUUGUGUUCUUGAGGAGAAGUGUAAAAGUGGAUGAUAUCGAUAGGAAACUUCGGGCGGUGAAGAGCUUGAAUACAACUCCUAUAAUGUCCCCUCAACGAAAUAACAUGAGAUAUUGUUUUUCAAAUAAUGAUUUGCGGAAAGUCAAGAGUUGUAAUGGUUCUCCACUAGCAUCUCCAAGCGCGUCUUGUUCUUCGUAUGAUUGGAGUAUCGAUAACUCAAUUUACGAGGCCAUUGUUUAUUGCAAAAGAACCAUUAAUGAAACAUGA